AUGAGUAACCAACCACCAACCUCUACUACAAAUGUUGAUGAGCAACAACAACAACAAAAUAGUAAUAAUAAUAAUAUUAAUGGUACACAAUUAGAAAGAAUAACACAAUAUUUACAAGAUGGAGGAGGAGGACACCAACAUUUACUUUCACAACAGAAUCAUUUAAAGCCAAAACUAGUAAGAGCUAGUUCAUUGCAGAACUUGCCUUCAUCAAGAGAGACCAAUGGGAUAGCUAGUAAUAGCAUUGGUAUUAAUACGGGUGCACUACCAGUCAACGCAGUGGCAAGUAACAAUGCUAAUCUACUCGACAAGAUGGAUCUGAUCAAGUUUGGAGAGAUUGCCGACCAUCCAGCACCCAGUUCAAAGUAUGAUUUCGUCAAGGUCAAAGUACGUCUAGAAGACCAUUACUAUGUGUUGUCGCGAUUCCUCAUCUCGCGUGUACUCAAUGUCACCAAGGUGGAUGCAGCCGAUUCUGUAAAGAUCUCACUCGAGCUCAAGAAGCGAUUGGUUGACCAGGGACGUCUGCAGAUCAGCCAGGCCGACCUCGAGAGCGAGCUGUUUACGCUGCUGCAGGCGUAUGGAUAUGGAAACGAGUACAUUGAACGGUACCGCAUGACUACGCAGUUCCAUCACCAGCGUGUACCCCUAAUCAUUCUCAUCAGCGGUCCCAAGUGCAUUGGAAAGAGUUAUUUGGCAACUCAGCUGGCCGAGAGAUUGAACCUCUCGACCGUCCUCCAAACCACACUCGUACAAGACCUAAUGCACGCCAUCAUCACCGAGUUGGCAAGUACCAACACUGCUGGAGGUAUCACUAGUACAAGCAAUAGUGGUAACAAAGAUAAUAAUACAUCGUCAAAGGGACCGACGAUGUUUGCAUCAAAAUCAUCACCAACUCAAUCAUCUCAACAAUCACCAUCUGUACAAAGUUCCACACCACCCUCUUCUAUUACUGCUACUGCUACUGCUACUACUACUAUUCCAUCAUCACCAUCAUCAUUCAAAGAGGGAGCAGUACCAUCAUCACCAUCGACUCAGAGUGCAUUGGAGAAACUCAAGAAACCAAAGAUCAAGGGUAUCAUUAUCCCAUUUGUACUUUCGGUCAAUGAAAGAGACCACAUGUUUUUGGUAGAGAAUUGGUUGUCUUGCAAUCCGAUUGCGUUGCGAUACGCAAGAGAGGCAUUUGGCGAUGACCCCGCUCAACAGUGUCGUGGAAUCGUCAAGAAUCUCCAAACCAUCCAAGAAUAUCUAUGUCAAGGUGUACCACCAUUCCAAAGUGUAGAAGUCAAUCCACACAGCCUCUUGGAGACACUCGAUUCUCUUCACAGUGCCGUACUUAAAAGAAUUAAUAAGGCUUAUUCAGGUCACCUACGCGGUUUUGAAUAUGAAUAA
This is a messenger RNA of Cavenderia fasciculata, 1389 nucleotides long. RefSeq lists its product as uncharacterized. Lineage: Eukaryota; Evosea; Eumycetozoa; Acytosteliales; Cavenderiaceae. Bases 1 to 1389 code for a protein of 462 amino acids. The transcript is spliced from 2 exons. The record is from RefSeq and is a predicted model, not a curated record.